AUGAAGUUAGCCGGGCAUACUGAAAGCCCUCGCCCAGAGAAGAAUGCAGGAUAUCGGACAGGAGGACUUCUCAAGUGGGGGUACGAAUCAAGGUUUCCUGGUGCCUCGGUGACUGGAGUUGUUGGUCAUGUAGGUUACUUUCUUCCAAGCGAAUCUAAGGCUGAGGAGACCAAGCCAGUUCAAUCUGAUCGUAAACUUGACUUGGAGAGAAGCGCUGGCCCCCGAAAGUGGGAGCUCGGAGAAAGCCUAAGGACCGGAAUAAGAGGUUUCGGCGGGGCUGCUAGGCUUCUUUCUCAUGGGAGGGGUUCGCAUCCAACUCUUCUCGAGACCCGUGCUGAUGUGACUGUGCUUGACUUAGGCUUUGGCUCUGCUCUUGUGGGUUCUGGUCUUGCGUAUCAGAAGUUGCCUCCUUUCGACUAA
Molecule: messenger RNA, 420 nt
Organism: Dovyalis caffra
Lineage: Eukaryota; Viridiplantae; Streptophyta; Magnoliopsida; Malpighiales; Salicaceae
Source: the annotation of a GenBank genome assembly